GUUACGCUGCGCUCAGACACCAAUAGUCAUAAUACCCCCACAAGGCUUUUCGUUUCUCUUCUCAUGUCACCUUGUUUGGAACAUGCAAUGCGUGUAGAUGGUCUCGCUAGGUCUGCGACACCGGCUCCACGCGACUAUCGUCAAUCUGAAGAUAUGAACGAUGACGGUUGGAUAGUGGGUCCGGCAUCAGAAUUAUUAUUCUGGGUGCCACCUGCAUACCGUGACAGGCUGUGGACCGGCGCAAGGCUCAAGAUGGUCAUAGGAAGGAAAGUUGUACAGCUCGAUCUCAGUCAAUUUGUCCAUGGCACGUCUUGGCACGAGUGCUAUCGCCCCUCGCAGCCGCAGUGAUUCGGACCAGUACUUUCUUCUAUGUUUGAUAUGUACUUUGUAGUCACGAGGCAGCCGUACAUAGCGUAUACCUCCACUAGAUAUUCCUGCGC
Molecule: messenger RNA, 440 nt
Organism: Heterobasidion irregulare TC 32-1
Lineage: Eukaryota; Fungi; Basidiomycota; Agaricomycetes; Russulales; Bondarzewiaceae
Exons: 2
Coding region: 64-348 (94 amino acids)
Source: RefSeq, a predicted model, not a curated record